Closterium sp. NIES-65 is the source of this 2115-nucleotide messenger RNA. NCBI's taxonomy places the organism in Eukaryota, Viridiplantae, Streptophyta, Zygnematophyceae, Desmidiales, Closteriaceae. The record is from the annotation of a GenBank genome assembly.
AUGGGCGGGCCCGUGGCCGCCCCUAUCAGCCUCGUCGCCGCUCCUAGCGGCCCCGUCGCCGCCCCUAGCGGCCCCGUCGCCGCCCUUCACGGCCCCCCUUCAGCUGCCAAGCGGCCGAACCACCAAGCCGCCCAGCAGCCGAGCCGCCCAGCGGCCGAGCCGCCCAACAGCCGAGCCGCCCAGCAGCCAAGCCGCCCUGCAGCCAAGCUGCCCAGCUGCCCAGCCGCCGAGCCGCCGUCGAGCCACUACUGUUCCUACCGGCGUGCACCGGCCCUUCCCACCUGGACUAGUGAGAGCACUCCCUACGGACUCUCCUUGUUUGAUCUCACCUCUGGUGCCUCUCUUGCCCCGCCUGCUACUGCUGACAGCACUGUUCGGUUACAGUGGGCCACACGCGAUGCUGCUGCCCGUCUUGCUGUGCGUCGCCACUUACCGACCGCUGAGCGUGCGCACUUUAGUCAGUACAAGAGUGCUAAGACCUUGUACGACGCUGUAGUUGCACGCUACUCUUCCCCUGCCACUGCUGCUCUUAGCCGCCUCAUGCUGCCGUACCUGUUCCCUGACCUUGCUGCCUUUCCCACAGUCGUUGACCUCAUUACGCACCUUAGCACUAGUGACACUCGCUACCGCGCUGCGCUUCCUACUGAGUUCUGUGCCAAGAACCCUCCCCCCAUGUACAUCACCCUCUACUACAUAGUCACCCGACUCCCUGACUCACUUCGCUUAGUCAGGGACCACUUCCUCUUGUACUGCCCCACCACACUCACCGUUGACCUCCUCGAGGAGCGCUUCCUAGCAGCAGAGAAGAGCAUAGUCACUGUAGGAGCCUCUCGUGGUGACCCUUGUACCCCCGUCUUUGAGGGGUGUUCCCCCUCCCCCCUUUUGCCCUCUGUUUCUUCUGCUGCUGCGGCCGACCUCGUUGGUUUCGAGUCGGUCGGCGCUACGUCUGCCCCUAGCGGGAGACGCCGCACAGGCAAGGGCAAGGGGGGCAAGGGCGCUGGAGGGGCUGGCGGGGGCGGUGGAGGUGGCGGUGGAGGCAGUGGAGGGGGUGGGGGUGGUGGUGGGAGUGGUGGCGGGGGUGGAGGUGUCGGUGGCAGCAGUGGAGGCGGAGGAGGCGGCGGCGGUGGCGGUGGGAGCGGAGGCGGCGGAGACGGCGGCGGCGGCGGCGGUGGUGAAACUGGUCGCGGCUCUACACAGAGGAGUGGCUCUGGUGGUGGUCAGCGCCAGCAGCAGCAGCGCACUCGUGAGACCCUGUCCCCCCAGCAGCUUCGUAAGUGGUACGCUGCGCGUCAGCGAUGUGGGGGUACUGGUCCCUGUACCUACGUCCUCCGUACCUGCGAUCCCGCUGGUGAGCAGUGCGGGGGCUCGCACUCCACCCAGCACUGCUUCGGCUGCCUGACGGAUGCUUGGCGUCACUACUUCCCUAACGCCACUGAGAUCCCUCACUGGAGAGAGCUGUCUAGGGCGGGGGUUGCUAUCUUUGAUCUUGACUAUGAUGCUAUUCUUGCUGCCAUGGAUGCUGUGUCUGCUAGUGAUGAGGGUGACUGUUACCUGUAUGUUCCGCCUGACCCGGGCAUUGAGGUUGCUGCUCUAGGUGCUGGUGAGGCUGCUGCUCUAGGUGCUAGUGCGUCUGCUGCCCCAGGUGCUGGUGAGUCUGCUCUCUCAGGUACCAUGUCAACUCAGGCCUUACACACCUUCACCCUUGACUCGGGUGCUUCUAGCUCCUUCUUUCGAGACCACACCACGCUUACCCCGCUUAGUCGGCCGGUUGCGGUCUCCCUGGCGGACCCCUCUGGGGGUCCUGUACUUGCUCGCUUCUCCACAGUCUUACCGUGUCCGGCAGCCCCCUCUGGCACCCUGUUAGGUCUCUACCUCCCCUCCUUCUUUGCGAAAUUGGUGAGUGGUGCUGACCUACAGGAUGGGGGGGUUGACCAGUUCACUCCUACGAGUCAGCGGGUGACCGUCUAUACGUGUGCUUGGACGGGCCGACACUUGGCCACGUUUACCCGUCGGCCGGGGUCGAGCCUGUACACACUGUCUACUGAGUCUGCUCCGGUUGCUGAGUCUGGUCAGGUAGCUGCAUCGAGUGAGACGCAGUCGAGCCUGUCGAGGUAG